Messenger RNA from Leptopilina heterotoma, 1158 nucleotides. RefSeq names its product dnaJ homolog subfamily C member 7-like. The transcript has 3 exons. Lineage: Eukaryota; Metazoa; Arthropoda; Insecta; Hymenoptera; Figitidae. The record is from RefSeq and is a predicted model, not a curated record. The annotation marks the transcript as partial.
UUUUUGGAUAACAAACGAUUACUUACAGAGGCAAAACUCGCAUUGAAAAAAUCCCAAAGAAAAGAUUAUUACAAAAUUCUCGGAAUUUACAAAAAUGCAUCAACAGAUGAUAUCAAGAAAGCUUAUCGAAAAAGAGCGAUGGUCCACCAUCCAGAUCGUCAUGCAAAUGCUCCUGACAGAGAGAAGAAGGAACAAGAGAAGAAGUUCAAAGAAGUAGGCGAGGCUUAUGGAAUUCUUUCUGAUCCGAAUAAACGAUCUCGUUACGAUAAUGGUCAUGACAUCAAUAAGGAUAUAAAAGAUAUGGAUCAAAAUGCGAUGUUCCGCGCUUUCUUCUCGCAAAAUGCAGGAACAUUCUCUGGAGGAUUUAUUUUUCAUAUCGUUUAGGAACUUAACAAAAAAAAUUUUCCGGCGAGAGAAUCGUAUUUUCAAUCAGUGUGUGUGUACCAAUAAUUCAUCCAACAAAUUUUAUUUCGCCACUAAUGCGAAAUGCAUAACGAGACGUUCGCGCACGUCUUAACACUACUUUUUAAACUGAUAAAAGACUUCUUAAUUAUAAUGAUGAGGAUGAUAAUAAUAAUAAUUUCAAUUAAUGCUGAUCGUAGAAAAAAAAUGUAGCGUUAAGACAAGCAAAAUUUAUACAAUUUAGAAUAUAUUACUCCUAGAGUAACAAAAAAAAAAAAAAACAAAAAAAGCAAAAAAAAAUAUAAAGGAUUGUUUUAUGAUAAACAAGUCCUUAACUCUUUUAACUUACACUCUUAAUCUACAUAUUUACAGAGUGUCUAGCAUUUAACAAAAAAAGUCAGAAAGAUGAAGGAAGUUGUUUAUACAAAGCAACAAGAUUUUUUUUUCCAUUAAUUUAGAGAAUUUAUUUUCUUUCGAAAGUCGAAAUUGUUCGAUAUUUUGAAUUGUUUAUGAGUUACCUUAUGUAUUUAGUGUAUUUUUUUGCGUUUUGUAUUAUUUAUAGAAUUAUAUGUAUAUGAAUCAGUUAUUAUAAAAAAAAAUAAUCAAUGAAGAUUGAAAACUAUAGACUUCGCUAGACACCCUGCUUUGUUAAACAUGUGUUCAUUUAACAUAGAAUUUUAUUCAAUUACUGCAAAACAUUCAGAUAUUGUGUAUAACUUAACUCAAGCAUCAAAUAAACCGUUUAAACUACCGAAA